Exaiptasia diaphana is the source of this 763-nucleotide messenger RNA. Its product is annotated as putative nuclease HARBI1. The record is from RefSeq and is a predicted model, not a curated record. NCBI's taxonomy places the organism in Eukaryota, Metazoa, Cnidaria, Anthozoa, Actiniaria, Aiptasiidae. The coding region runs from base 1 to 693 and encodes 230 amino acids. The transcript has a single exon.
AUGGGGAAGCAGCUUCAAAGUCCUUAUACCCCAUGUAUCCAAGUGGUUGGAUCUGUUGAUGGGUUCCACAUUCCCAUCCUCAAGCCAAAUGAUAGUCCUGAGGAUUAUAUCAACAGGAAAAAAUUCCAUUCAAUUAUUCUUCAAGCAUUGGUAGACAGCAAUUAUUUGUUUCGAGAUAUUUAUGUUGGUUGGCCUGAUAAGGUACAUGACUCAAGGGUGUUCAAAAAUUCCUCAUUGUUUACUUCGUGCUGCAACAGGUCCUUUCUCCCUCAAGGCCUUGCUAAAGUUAUCUCAGGACAAGCUGUACCACCAUUAAUCAUAGGAGACUCUGCAUAUGGUUUGCAAGAUUGGUUGAUGAGGCCCUUUAAAGAUCAUGGGCUUCUCACCAGGGAGGAGACAAAAUUUAACCAUGUCCUCAGUGUAACAAGAAUGGUAGUAGAAAAUGCUUUUGGAAGGUUGAAGGGAAGGUUCAGGUGCCUUGGCAAGAGGUUGGACCUUUGUCUGGAGAACUGCGUUCUUGUUACAAGUGCUUGUUGCAUUCUGCACAACUUUUGUGAGUUGAGAAAUGAAGAGUUUGAUCCACUGUGGCUGAACGGUGUCAACAUUCACAACUUUCACCCAGGAAAUGCUGUUUAUAGGCAGGACAGGAAUGCAGUCGCAAUAAGGGAUCCAAUCAAAAGCUACUUGGCCUAAAGCUUGAAAUUUCAAAAGGUUAAUAAAGUUUGGGGACAGAGAUAUGCAAUUUAAGUAAUGGGAAAUUUAA